AUCGUUUCUAUAUCUUCAUCGAAAUCAAAAUCAAAACUCACAACCGAUUUAGUUCCACAUCGCUGUUCUAAUAUAACCACCAAAUCACCGGCGACAAUGUCUGGACGUGGUAAGGGCGGUAAGGGAUUAGGAAAGGGAGGAGCUAAGCGUCACAGGAAGGUUUUAAGAGAUAACAUUCAGGGCAUUACCAAGCCUGCCAUUCGUCGUUUGGCUCGUAGAGGUGGUGUGAAACGUAUCAGUGGAUUGAUCUAUGAAGAAACCAGAGGUGUUUUGAAGAUCUUUCUUGAGAAUGUGAUUCGUGAUGCUGUUACCUACACUGAGCAUGCAAGGAGGAAGACGGUGACUGCUAUGGAUGUGGUUUAUGCUUUGAAAAGGCAAGGAAGGACUUUGUAUGGUUUUGGAGGUUGAAAUAUGUCUGGCCGUGGAAAGGGAGGCAAGGGAUUGGGAAAGGGGGGAGCAAAGCGUCACCGUAAGGUUUUGAGAGACAACAUUCAGGGCAUUACGAAGCCUGCAAUCCGCCGUUUGGCUCGUAGAGGUGGUGUGAAGCGUAUCAGUGGAUUGAUCUAUGAAGAAACCAGAGGGGUUUUGAAGAUCUUCCUUGAGAAUGUUAUUCGUGAUGCUGUUACUUAUACUGAGCAUGCAAGGAGGAAGACGGUGACUGCCAUGGAUGUGGUUUAUGCUUUGAAAAGGCAGGGGAGAACUCUAUAUGGCUUUGGAGGUUAGGUUAUCGUUCGAUUGCAAGAAUAAUUGUAGACCUUGGCUGUAGAUCUGGAUUCUCCAAGAAUGAUUGUGUUUGUCCGUUCUUAAUCAUUUGAGACAAUGAAUUGAAGAAAUAUAAUUUCUUAGUAUGUCCACUAUCUUCUCUUUCUGUCACAAACUACGAAAUUUUAUAGCGAUUUUCCGAAUUA
Molecule: messenger RNA, 908 nt
Organism: Cucumis sativus (cucumber)
Lineage: Eukaryota; Viridiplantae; Streptophyta; Magnoliopsida; Cucurbitales; Cucurbitaceae
Exons: 2
Biological process (GO): nucleosome assembly
Cellular component (GO): nucleosome
Molecular function (GO): structural constituent of chromatin; DNA binding; protein heterodimerization activity
Source: RefSeq, a predicted model, not a curated record